AUGGCCGAAAAGAAGGAUGACACAAUCGUGGGGGGCUACGCCGAGCCUAUCGUCACACCCCACCUCGACUCAACUGGGUACACUGGUACACGGCAUGCCUCAGGCCUCCAGCGGGAUCUCAAAUCCCGGCACAUGGCGAUGAUCUCUAUCGGAGGUGUCUUGGGAACUGGACUAUUUUUGUACACCGGAGAUGCGUUGGUCAACGGAGGUCCUCUUGGCUUAUUGUUGGGAUUCAUAUUCAUGGGUUCGGUUUGUUACUCGGUCAUGAUUUGUCUUGGUGAAAUGGUAGCAUUCUUACCUCUACCUGGAGGACCAAUUGCCUUAGCCGCUCGAUACGUCGAUGAGUCGCUGUCGUUCACCAUGGGCUGGUUCUACUGGUACACCUGGACGAUCUUCUUUCCGUCAGAACUAUCAGCUCUCGCAGUGCUCGUCAACCUCUGGGAGACUUCCAUUAACAAUGCCCUCUGGAUAUCCAUCUUCCUCAUCGUAGCUGUUGGGAUCAACAUGCUCGGUGCUGGAGCAUACGGUGAAACUGAGUUCUGGUUGGCAACGAUCAAAAUUAUCAUGAUCACAGGACUGAUCAUCCUGGGAGUCGUUAUCUCGGCAGGUGGUGGACCGAGUCAUGACAAGAUUGGAUUCAGAUACUGGAGGAACCCGGGGCCAUUCGUUCAGUACAUGGAUAUCCCCGGUUCAUUGGGUCGAUUCCUCGGCUUCUGGGCAGUCCUCACGCAAGCCGCGUUCGCCUAUGUAGGGUCUGAAAUAGUUGCUAUCGCUGCCGGAGAAGCCAAAGAUCCUCGUCGCAACAUCCCUCGAGCGAUCCGAAACGUAUACAUCAGGAUCAUCCUCUUCUACCUUGGUGGAACAUUCGUCAUCGGCCUCACUGUCCCCUCCAAUGAUCCACGUCUCGCACUCAAUGCCGGAACAGCACUCGCUUCACCGUUCGUCGUAGCAAUCCAAACAGCUGGAAUCAAGGUCUUGCCAUCGAUCAUCAAUGCGGGUUUGAUCACCUCUGGUCUAUCAGGCGCAUCAUCGGAACUCUAUACUUCUUCGCGAGCUUUACAUGGACUUGCAGUAAACGGCCACGCUCCUGCGUUCUUCGCUCGUGUCACCUCACGAGGAGUCCCCGUCAUUGCCAUUGCGACUUGCGCUAUCUUCGGCGCUCUUGCUUAUAUGUCCCUUGGAUCCAGUGCUGGUGUUGCCUUUGGAUAUUUCGCUGCCUUGGGUUCGGCUGGAGGUUUGCUCAUGUGGUGGGCGAUCUGCUUCACUCAUAUGCGAUGGGAAAGCGGCGCCAGAGCGCAAGGCAUCGAUCGAUCAAGUCUACCUUAUCACAACCCGCUGAACAAGUAUGGUAUCGCAGGGAAGUAUGCAAUGUUCUUCAUAUCGCUGGUGCUCUUCUUCUCCGGAUGGUCGGUCUUUUACACUGAUUCCUGGGAUACGGGUACAUUCUGUACCAGCUACCUUCCGAUCAUCCUCUUUCCCUGCGUGUACAUUGGUCAUAAACUGCUGCGAAAGACUAGCCUAAUUCGGCCUGAGGAGAUGGAUUUCAACGUGGUCAUCGAGGAUAUAGAGUAA
This is a messenger RNA of Kwoniella botswanensis, 1572 nucleotides long. RefSeq lists its product as uncharacterized. The transcript is spliced from 6 exons. The record is from RefSeq and is a predicted model, not a curated record. Gene Ontology annotation, cellular component: membrane. The coding region runs from base 1 to 1572 and encodes 523 amino acids. Gene Ontology annotation, molecular function: amino acid transmembrane transporter activity. Gene Ontology annotation, biological process: amino acid transmembrane transport. NCBI's taxonomy places the organism in Eukaryota, Fungi, Basidiomycota, Tremellomycetes, Tremellales, Cryptococcaceae.